AUGUCGAGGGCUGAAGGAUGGGCUCUACGGCUUCAGCCGUUUGAUUUUGAGAUGGAGUAUAUUGCAGGACCUGCUAACAUAUCAGACUCUCUAUCGCGACUGUGCUCACAGUUCGAUUUACCUUUCGACGAGAAUGCUGAGCAUUAUUUAUGCGCAAUUGGAGAAGGGCUUACAGCAAUAACUUUGGAAGAAAUACGAUUGGAAACUGUAUGCGAUGAAAUUUUGGCAGGAGUUGUUAAGGCACUUGAAACCGGCAUUUGGCCAUCAGUACUUUUUCAGUAUCAAGCAUUCUCUACUGAGUUGGGAAUUACAAAGGGAUUUGUGGUGCGUGAAGAUAGAAUCGUGCUGCCAGAAAGGCUUAGAUUAAGAGCGCUGGAUAUAGCACAUAGAGGACAUCCCGGAAUAGUGGCUAUGCGUAUGAAUCUCCGAGAGAAAGUGUGGUGGCCGGGUAUGGAUAGAGAUAUCGUAAAUAGGAUUCAAGAGUGUGCUGGUUGCGCUGCAGUGAGCAAAUUAACACCACCAGAACCGAUGCAGAGGAAAGGAAUGCCAGAUCGGGCCUGGCAAGAGAUUGCGAUUGAUUUCUUUUCAGCAAAGGAGUGUACGACGUGUAUGGUUGUUGUCGACUAUUACAGUCGGUUUCUACGGGUUAUCGAGAUGAAGGGUACGACUGCAGGGAAGACUAUCGAUGCUCUGGAAGGUAUAUUUAUCGAGCAAACGUACCCAGAGACGAUUCGUAGUGAUAAUGGCCCGCCGUUCUCGAGUGAAGAAUUUGCACAGUACUGCUCGAAUAAAAACAUAAGACUUAUUCGUACCAUUCCGUACUGGCCGCAGAUGAACGGUCUUGUAGAAAGGCAGAACCAGGGCAUCCUUCGGACGCUUCGGAUCGCCAAAGCAACGAAGUCGGACUGGCGGAAGGCAAUAACUGAGUAUGUGUAUGUCUACAAUACAACACCGCAAUCAGUCACCGAAAAAGCUCCAAUGGAACUUCUAACUGGUCGGCCGGUGAAAGACUUAUUACCCUCUUUGAGAACCGAUCCUAGCUAG
This is a messenger RNA of Wyeomyia smithii (pitcher-plant mosquito), 1044 nucleotides long. RefSeq lists its product as uncharacterized. The transcript has a single exon. NCBI's taxonomy places the organism in Eukaryota, Metazoa, Arthropoda, Insecta, Diptera, Culicidae. Gene Ontology annotation, biological process: DNA integration. Bases 1 to 1044 code for a protein of 347 amino acids. Gene Ontology annotation, molecular function: nucleic acid binding. The record is from RefSeq and is a predicted model, not a curated record.